Molecule: messenger RNA, 1116 nt
Organism: Penicillium canescens
Lineage: Eukaryota; Fungi; Ascomycota; Eurotiomycetes; Eurotiales; Aspergillaceae
Product: phospholipase D regulator
Exons: 3
Coding region: 1-1116 (371 amino acids)
Biological process (GO): positive regulation of catalytic activity
Cellular component (GO): cell periphery; fungal-type vacuole
Source: RefSeq, a predicted model, not a curated record
AUGGAGAACGACAGCGCUACAGGGCGUAUCUUCAACGAGAGGUUGGCAGAGAAAAUCCCCCGGGCGAUCCCUGAGACAUCAACUCCUAUACCGGGCCAUCUGAUCAUCAAUACCGACUCUGCUGUUCGCAAUGGCGGUGAUCCGCCAACCACACCGGCGCGUAUAAACGGCCAAACAGCAGAAGAAGCCGCCCACUCGCAGCGCUUCGCCUUGCGAACUCUACCUGCCUGGAUUCGAUCUGUCGAGAUCGAGCAGGACGAAGAAGAAGCUACUGCAACCGACCGUUUACUCCCUUCCCAACCAGGGGACGCAUUUGUCGCCCAGCACAACCACUCUCCCUACGCGUCAUCCAAAUCUCAACGCGCUCACUCAAAUACCAACGGUCUAUUCGAAAAUGAAGCUUUGCCGGCUGACCGUGAGUCCCGCUGGGUGACAUUCUCGCGCGCCAUCCAAUACCCCCGGGAGGCCGGCAGAGAGGAAAAACAUGUCACAGCAGACUGGAUGAACGAAAAUCACGGUGAUUACUCGCAACCAUGGCGCGGUAAGCACCUGGAGGGCGAUAGCCCGGAGUAUCCGCUACAUAGUGGAGGCCGCAGGGAGAUUUGGUUCAAGCGCUUCCACAACACACUCCUACGAAGUCCAAUAGUACCGAUGGUUCUUCGGCUGACUGUCUGGUGCUUCUCGCUCUCUGCGCUGGCUCUAGGUGGUUCAAUUCAGCACAUGGCUGACAGUUUACAUCACCCUCAAGGCCCUUCAGCUUUGAUGGCAAUUAUCGUCGACGCAGUCGCUUUGGUUUACCUCGUCUAUAUCACCUUUGACGAGUAUACAUCAAAGCCUUUGGGCUUGCGGUCACCCUCGGCCAAAGCACGGCUAAUUCUACUUGACAUUUUUUUCAUCGUCUUUGAUUCCGCCAAUCUUAGUUUGGCGUUCGCUUCUCUUUCGGAAGUGACGGGCUCCUGUACCGAAGCAGAGGUCAACCAGGAGAUCGACCCCCGCAACGACGGGAUCUGCGUGCGACAAAAAGCACUCGCAUCUGUCCUGCUAAUUGCCUUGCUGGCUUGGCUGAUGACAUUUGCGAUAAGUGUUCUCAGACUUGUUGAGAGAGUGACACAGUGA